AUGUUUUCUUCCUCCCAGUGGCGAUGGAUUGCCAUUGCGCUUCAAGUGAUGCCUUUUGGGGCAACAUAUGCCGAAAUCUUCAACCCGACGUGUGCCUCACUUCCGACUCCUGAUGUGCCAGGAGCGCAAGUUCUCUCGACUGCGUCAAGGAAGCUUCUUGUGUCCAACGUGACAAUCUGUGAAGUCAACGUCACGUUGACUCACCACAGCGAAGAAGACAACGUUCUCAUUCAAGUGUGGCUACCGCAAACCGGCUGGAAUGGCCGGUUUCAGGCGACUGGGGGUGGAGGAUAUGCCACCGGGCAAAAUCGAACUUACUUAGAGCCUGCCGUGGCCCUCGGCUAUGCUGCAGCCCAAACGGAUGGGGGACAUGUCGAGAAUACACGCUCCCCGGCAAGCUGGGCCUUGAAUGACCAGGGCCAGGUCGACUCGACACUCCUACUGAACUUUGCUUCGCGCUCGCUACACGACAUGGCCGUUGUUGGUAAGGCAGUGACUCGGUCCUUCUACGGGAAGGCGCCGCGGUAUUCAUAUUGGAAUGGCUGCUCCACUGGCGGAAGACAGGGAUACAUCGAGGCGCAGAGAUACCCCGAGGACUUUGACGGCAUUUUGGCCAACGCUCCGGCGAUCAACUGGCCCCGGUUCAUUCCUGCAGAGCAAUGGGGUCAGUUUGUGAUGAAUCAGGAAGAGACCUUCCCAACACUCUGUAUUUUUGAGGUGUUUGGGAACGCCAGCAUUGCUGCUUGUGAUGAGCUCGAUGGUGUCAUGGACGGGAUUAUCAGCGACCCAGAUGCAUGCACGUUUGACCCUUACAGUCUUGUUGGUACGGUCGUUACGUGCGACGGUGUCCAAAGCACUAUCACGCAAAAGAUGGCUCGAGUUGUGCAGAAAAUCCAUCAGGGGCCUCGCACCACCGACGGUAAAUUCCUUUGGUACGGACUUAACUAUGGAACUCCUUAUUCCGGUCUCGAUUCCACGGCCGUGGUGGAUGGAACCAGCGUUGGUGUUCCAUUUGAGAUUUCAGACACGUGGAUCCGGUAUUUCAUUAAACGAAACCCCCAAUACGACACUUCAAAAAUGUCAUAUGCGGAAUAUGAGGCGAUAUUCUACAAGUCCAUUGCGAUGUACGAGUUAAUUAUCGGAACAGACGAUCCCGAUCUCUCUGCCUUCAGAGAUAGAGGAGGAAAACUGCUUACCUGGCACGGACUGGCGGACGAACUGAUCUUUCCCAAUGGGACAAUUCACUACCGGGAACGAGUGGAAGAGGUGAUGGGAGGUUCCUCGACAGUCGACGAUUUCUACCGUCUGUUCCUUGCCCCCGGAGUUGAACAUUGCGGAGGUGGAGUUGGACCCGUUCCUGUCGACCCCUUGGGUGCGCUCGUGGCUUGGGUGGAGGAUGGUCAGGCCCCUCGGACGAUUUUGGCCCAAAGCAUGAGAGACGAUGGCACGACCAUGUCACGGAAUCUCUGUCCUUACCCGCUUGUGUCGAAAUACAACGGCCACGGCGACCCGGACCAGGCGGAAAGCUACACCUGCGCCAGCGUCUUUUAG
This is a messenger RNA of Aspergillus terreus NIH2624, 1551 nucleotides long. RefSeq names its product putative feruloyl esterase. The transcript has a single exon. The record is from RefSeq and is a predicted model, not a curated record. NCBI's taxonomy places the organism in Eukaryota, Fungi, Ascomycota, Eurotiomycetes, Eurotiales, Aspergillaceae. Bases 1 to 1551 code for a protein of 516 amino acids.